Molecule: messenger RNA, 912 nt
Organism: Arctia plantaginis
Lineage: Eukaryota; Metazoa; Arthropoda; Insecta; Lepidoptera; Erebidae
Source: the annotation of a GenBank genome assembly
AUGAUGAAGUCAUUUAAUCAAUUUUGGAAAACUAAUGUAAAGAAGUUUGGAGUAUAUGAUGUUGUAUCGCCAACAAAAACAACUCCGUCAAGGGAAGUUCCUAAACACAUAAUAAGACCCGGCUAUGUGUCACUAAAUGAAAGAACAAUACCCAAUGAGCCGGAAAUCAAAGAUGUUGUCCAAAUAAGCAGGAUGGAAAAAAGUUGUAAAUUAGCUGCUAGUAUAUUAGAGAAAUUGCAUGGGUUUAUUCAGCCAGGAAUAACGACAGACGACAUAGAUGAAUUAGCGCAUAAACUUUCAAUAGAAUCUAGAGCCUAUCCAUCGCCACUUCACUAUAGUGGAUUCCCAAAGAGUGUAUGCACAUCUGUGAACAAUGUUGUUGUUCAUGGAAUCCCUGAUUUGAGACCCCUUCAAGAUGGGGAUAUUGUUAAUGUGGACAUAACUGUAUUUCUCGAUGGAUUUCACGGCGAUUGUUCCAAGACUUUUUUAGUAGGCGACGUGGAUGAUAGAGGCGUAGAACUUGUGAAAGUGUCAGAAGAGUGUUUAAAUAUAGGCAUUCAAGCAUGUGGCCCUGGGGUUCCAUUUAGUCAUAUAGGAUACAAAAUACAGCAGCAUGCAAAACGCCGAAAUCUCACUGUGAUACCUUCAGUUCUGGGGCACGGGAUUGGUGAAUAUUUUCACGGAUUACCUGAUAUUUACCACACCACUAACACGUUUCCUGGGGUGAUGAACCCUGGAAUGACAUUCACGAUAGAGCCAGCAAUAAGCCAUGGCAGUCCAGACACAGUGAUGCAUGAAGAUGGUUGGACAUUACUGACAGAAGACGGAUCCAGAUCGGCUCAAAUGGAACACACGGUACUUAUCACAGAACACGGUGCCGAAAUCCUCACCCAAUCAAAUCUGGUGAAUUAG